UCCACGCACGCUCUGGCUGGCCGGUGGAGCCCCAACUCCCUCCUACCCUCUCCUCAGCUGCCUUUUGUAAUGUUUUAAUGGGGUUUCUUGCCUGGGUUGUGCUGAAUUAAUUACAAAGCUGCAGUGAGUUGAUGCCUUGUGACGGUCUAAUCCCAACCCGGUGACUCUACAAAGCUUUCACCCAGCUUUCUUCCUGCUCUACUCCGGCCUCAUUGUCCGUGCAUCCGUCUCGGCCCGUGCACUGACCCUCUGCAGACGGUUCAGCUUUUCCUCUCCCUGUGUCCUGUGGCUGACAGCAGACAGAAGACGACAUGUCUGCAGUUACGGGCACCUUCCGCAUCGUCUCGGAGGAGGAGCAGGCCCUGCGCACCAAGCUGGAGCGCCUUACCACCAAGGACCACGGCCCCGUCUUCGGGAGGUGCGAGAAGAUCCCCCCGCACACCCUGCAGAAGGCAAAGGAUGAGCUGAACGAGACGGAGGAGCAGAGGGAGGCGGCGGUGAAGGAGCUGCGGGAGCUGGUGCAGGAGCGGGCGGGUGGCGAGGAGGUGUGCAAGGCGGUGGCCGAAAAGGCGCAGGGGAUGGACGACUCCUUCUUCCUCCGCUUCAUUCGUGCCCGCAAGUUCGACAUCCACAGGGCCUACGACCUGCUGAAAGGCUACGUGAACUUCCGCCAGCUGUACCCCGAGCUCUUCGACAACCUGUCCCCCGAGGCUGUGCGCAGCACCAUCGAAGCUGGCUACCCCGGCAUCCUGGCCAGCAGAGACAAGUACGGCCGGGUGGUGAUGCUCUUCAACAUCGAGAACUGGGAUUACGAGGAGAUCACCUUCGACGAGAUCCUUCGUGCCUAUUGUGUUAUCUUGGAGAAGCUGCUGGAAAAUGAUGAGACCCAAAUCAAUGGGUUCUGCAUCAUUGAGAACUUCAAGGGCUUCACCAUGCAGCAGGCAUCAGGGAUCAAACCCUCUGAGCUCAAGAAGAUGGUGGACAUGCUGCAGGACUCCUUCCCAGCGCGGUUCAAGGCCGUCCACUUCAUCCACCAGCCCUGGUACUUCACGACCACCUACAACGUGGUCAAACCGUUCCUGAAGAGCAAACUGCUGGAGAGGGUCUUUGUGCACGGGGAGGAGCUGGAGUCCUUCUACCAGGAGAUUGAUGCUGACAUCUUGCCAGCAGACUUUGGUGGCACCCUGCCCAAGUACGAUGGCAAAGUAACUGCAGAGAAGCUCUUUGGGCCCCGCAUCGAGGCUGAAGACACGGCUCUCUAAACCGGAGUCUGCUCCCCAUCCCCUGUAAAAAAUAGGAUCAGAGGUGGCCCUCUAACCCCAACCACCUCCUUACUGUAGCAUUGGUUGAAUGACUGCUCAUGAUGAGGCGCUCUGGGUGUGUUGCUCUGUGCCUGUCCCCCCCCUCCCCAAACCUGGCAGCGGGCUGCCUGGCAGCCCUGUCCCUCCAGAGCAGAGCAUUCUUCCCUUGGGAGCCAGCAGAGAAAGGAGGCCACGAGCCCUCUCCGGCAGCAUGCCCUGAAGCUGAGGUGGGAGGACAAGGAGAGUGUCUGCUCUGGGAAGGGAGGGCUACAGCAAGGGGAAAAUAAAGUGUUUAACAGCAGA
This is a messenger RNA of Athene cunicularia (burrowing owl), 1604 nucleotides long. It is a transcript of the gene RLBP1, whose product is annotated as retinaldehyde binding protein 1. The transcript has 8 exons. Gene Ontology annotation, molecular function: phosphatidylinositol bisphosphate binding. NCBI's taxonomy places the organism in Eukaryota, Metazoa, Chordata, Aves, Strigiformes, Strigidae. Gene Ontology annotation, cellular component: membrane. The record is from RefSeq and is a predicted model, not a curated record. Bases 312 to 1262 code for a protein of 316 amino acids.